UCUGGUAGUGCCAGUGAAGCGAAUCGGUCUCCGCACGGGAUUUACGUUCAAACGACUAAAUUUCUAACAUUUUGGAAACGACACGAUUUGUUAGGAACAAUCGUACCGUAGUUUAGUGCUUGGGGAUGACAAUUAAAUGACUCUCCGAUUGUUUAGAUGCAAAGAAUAACAUUUAAAAAGUGUCGGUUGGGCCAGUCUUUUGGAUGUAACGAUUACAUUUAUGCUGAAAUUAUAGUGAAACCAUAGUGCGAAUAAUUUAGUUAAAAUGGAAAGUUUUUCGGUGUUUUUAAUAGUGAAUUGUAUGGCGUCAAGUUGACUCUUCGAUUGUAACAAUGCAAAACUAUAGAUCAGUGGUCAGCAAGUUUGCAGUUCUCUCUAAUCGAGGACUCGGAAGGCCUGCUGAGAAUAUCCGCGUUGAAGGAGCCGGGGAAGCACGUCGAUGGCGACCGGAAGUCUCGUUCGACCACAUCAAGGAGCGAACGUGAUCUUCCAACAUGGAAUAAUCAACGACUGAAGCAUACUAUUUACAUAUUUACGAAGAAAAUCGAAAAAGGAUCUGCAAUUUUCGCAACGCCCGCUGAUAACUCGUGAAAAUCAUGAAGGUCGCAGUAAUUCAUUUGCUUCUAAUCAUCGUUGCUCCCCAUCUGGCAGAAUGCGUCUUCUUAAUGGACUUUAUACGUAGCAUAAUUCAAACAGGCAAGAACAAGGUGGAUGAAGGCGGAAUAUCGUAUCCUACAAUAUAUAAUGUGCGAAGACAGCCGAUAAUUUCCGAUAGCAUCCCGUUUCCUUGCAAAGUGCAUUCUGGCAGAUCGCCGUCGAUACCCGACAGCGUUCAUCGUUUGAGACCAGGCGACAUCGACGUAAUCGGUGGUCUCGGCGAUUCCUUGGUUGCUGGAAGCGGUGCACUGGAAGAAUUUGCUGUGGGAACUUUCAUUGAGGCACGUGGGGUUAGCUGGUGCGUCGGAGGUCAGGCUAACUGGAGGCGGUUCUUCACACUUCCCAAUAUUUUGAAGGUGUUCAAUCCGCGGUUAACUGGGUAUGCCACGGGGACAGGUGAAUUUAUCUCGACCGCAGCGAGACUGAACGUCGCCUUCCCAGUCGCCGCUACCGAGGACGCCUUGCAGCAAGCGAGAAUCUUGAUCCAGAGAAUUAAAAGUGACCCGAAGAUAGACGCGAAAAGACAAUGGAAGCUCGUCACGAUUCUAUUUGGAGCUAAUGACAUCUGUUCGGCGCAAUGUUACAACCCACAGCAGUUUUCGCCGAUGCGUUACGCCCUGCAUCUACGAAAGACGCUCGACUUUCUAAGAGUCGCCUUGCCCCGUACGCUGGUCAAUCUAGUUCCAGCCAUAGAUGUCACGAUUUCGGUUAGAGUGACGCGAGGUGCCAUGUGCAAUAUAUUGCAUCCUCUAUACUGCGCUUGCAUGCACAAAGGUCGUCAACCGGAAAUCGCCGCGUCGAAAAUGUCACAGCUCUAUCAACAGGCUGCUGAAGCACUAGUACACUCGGGAAGAUACGACGAUUCCCCGAAUUUCACGGUGGUUUUACAGCCGUUUGUUAAAUUAUUUAAUGCACCCAAUGCAGAUCCUACUCGCGCAUCGCCGAUUGACUCCAGUCUGGUUACAUAUGACUGUUUCCACUUUAGUCAGAAAGGACACGCGCUCGGCGCGAAUCUUCUGUGGAACAAUAUGUUGGAGCCGGUCGGAAAUAAGACAGAAGUGGGCUUGCCGGGAAUCCUGCAGAAAGUCCUCUGCCCUACGGAGAAUACUCCUUACAUCUUCACAAACGUUAAUUCGCAACUUUUCCGAGCGACCGGCAGACAAGAUGGAAUUUUGCUCAAAUAGCGAAAGGAUACGAUCGAAAAUCAAUGGGAUUCCUGUAAUUAAUGGAGAGAGAAGAAACACCUUGUAAAUCGUCCUUGUAAAUCUAUAUACUAUAUUUCCUCGCAACGAUUUGCUUUGCAAAAUUUCGAAAUUUGCAUUUAAGAACGCGUAAAAAAUUUGCGUAACUUUUCCGGCUGUAAUUCGAAGAUAUUUCAAGCAAGUUAUGGCAGGUUCAAAAUCUAAAGUACAUUGGACAAACAUCCGGAUAACAGUGAAUCACGAGAAAUGCGGGGAAUUUUCAAUAUUAUUUGAAUAUACAUAUCAGGAAAUAUCUGAUUUGCAUAAUGGGCUUCCCCGUAUCUUUCGCCAAAUGUGUCUCUUACAUUUCAACGAAGAGCACCUUUCUAAAAAUAGGCAAUUUUUUGGAAUUCAUAUCAAUGAGAUGGCUUAUACUAGUUGAUUCUGUUUGAAUAUAACUGCAUGAUUAAAUAUUAAUUUACGGAAGAAAAAAAGCAUAUCUCUUUGAAAUGAGACAAGUCAUGUAAGGCGAUUUUUCAUAUUUUUGACAACCGUGUCAUCGAGCUUCGCUCGGACAAGGAAGUCGAUACUCCUGUCACAAGGCGAUUGAUCUUUCUUAACGAGAUGACUUGGUCAAAGAAAAGAAAUGACCUAUAUAAAUUUAGAUGACUUUCCUAUAUAUCUUAAACCCGUUUUUACUGCUUUGCGAAAGUUUCCGUUUAUUCGCAAACUUUCUCGUAAGUAUUCGUGGUAAAGUUUCGGACAGAAGAAUGAUGUAUUGUCUCGCAAACUAGAUACCGGGUACGUCAUCAAUUUCCAUAUACAGUGGGAAUAAAGAUAACGACAAAUGAUGGCGCGUUGAUUAACAGAGCAAGCUCACCUUUUAUGUAAACUUUCGAGCAGAACAAAAAAAGUUGCGUUGAUUGGAAUGACAGACACACGAAUGUCGGAAGUCGCGUUCACACUUGACAUUCUUUCGCGAAAAUCAUGCCCAUGUCAGAGAGAUGCAUGUUACACGUAUGUAAAAAUAUAUCUCGAGGAUAUUUGUGCCGCGUUGCAUCAUACGUGACGUGCAAUUGCGCCAAACGCUAAUCUAAGUGGACACAAUCUCGACCCCAUCUUCAUGAUUGUCCGGAAGAAUUGCUCCUGCGGCGAUUACAAUGGAAGAAAUCUUCGCAAGAGAUGUCGGAGAAACAGACUGAAGAUGUAUCGUUGAAUUUUCUCCCCGAGAUAUUCGUUCAUACUUGCUAACGUCAUCGACCUUCUAAAUUUACAUCUAGCCCACAUGUUAGGAAAUCGGCCGUGAUUCUAACUGUUAUAGAUAUCUCCUUCUAACUUAACUCUCGACCUGGACGUCUUGAGACAGCAAAUUUAAAUUUCUUUAGGAUAAUUUUCAAGUGUAGAAGUGUCACUAAGAUCUUGUGGCGAAUUAGAAGCGCAGUUAAUAACUAGAAUCGCUGUUAGAUAAGACAAGAUUCUUAGAAAUGAGUUUCGCAUAAUUCAUCACUCGCUUUAUCCAACGAUCUAUAACGUCUAUUCUAGUAUUUACUGACAAUUGAUCGUCGCAUAUUUCCAUCGUGUGUUUUGUACAAGGUGUUUCAAUAUAAAGAGAAAUAUCUAAAUCAAAAACAUCUCCUUUAUUUUUAAUGAUGUGAGAAAUAGAGGACAAUUUGAAUAGUUCCAAAGGAGGAAUAUUAUAUAUAGUAGAAAUUAGAAGGAAAAUUUUUUUGCAAUCAUUUUUUUCGAAAUUUUUUAAGGUCCUGGUAUCUUUUGUAGAAAAGAUGUAUUUUUUUCCAUUUUGCAGCGAAUGUUGAAAUGCAUUGAAGCAUGUCUCAAUUAUAAUCCUCAGAAGAUUUUGAAAAUAAACAAAGCGGUCAAAUUCCAAAACAGUGUUAGGAUGGUACUCGAAAAAUUGAAGAAAAAAGCAAAAAUUUUUCUUUUUAAGGUAUUCUUCCUUCAAACCUAACUCUACACUCUUUAAACAUUUCUGGUAUCAUUAGAAACAAAGAAGAUAUUUAAGUGCUGUCCUUAUGAGACGCCCUAUAUGUGAGCGUAAUGUAAUUGAUAGUUUUACACCUGUUUUUAACGUUACAUCUCAUGUCCCGCGGGUGACGUAUACGCACUUGCACAUAUGCAAUCGCACAAUUCUCAUGAUCGACUAAAGAAAUUCAAAAUUCACACCUAUACGAGAAUGUAAUAACGGAUAUUGAUUGUUACAGUCUAAUUAUCUAAAAUUGCCCAACUCGCACAACGUAUUUUAUAAUCGAGUGCGCUGUAAUUAGCAAACGGUAGAGAAAAAGCCAUUCCGAAUCAAGCAAAAUUAAUGCACUCGUCGUAACUCAGAUUUCUUUUACGGUAAAACCGUCAGCACUGUUAUGUCAACACAGUGCCGUGUUUUUUACCGAGGAAUAAAAUAAAACAUGGAAAUUGAACUACUCGUUUUGAAUACAGAUGAAUCAUUCCUCCUCGACCGCUGUCGGAAGAAUGUCAGCGAAAGUAUUCGCGAGUGGGAUAACGAAUGUGCGGACUUUGGGAGGACAAUACGGAAGAAACGGGCCGAACUAUGCCGGGAAUAUUAAUCGACUUUACUGCUAAGAUCGCUGUCGCAGGAAUUAUUUCGGAAUAAUUAUACAGGAAAUCGACCAUAACUUUUCUCGAUUUGGUCAUGUAGUCAAUUAUAAACAUCCGUAGUUGAUUACGUAUAGAACAUGAAAUUCCAGCUACAAUAAUAACGUAUCGUUACGACAGUACAGGUUGACAAAAGAAAAUUUUUAUCAAGUAAUCAAGUGUUUCUUAUGGAUUUUCGCUGAAAAAAGCAGGCCAAAUUGCUACAUUAAGUUUAAAAGUUGAUUCGAAUUUCAUGUUGAAAAAUCAGCGAUUUAUCAUAAAUUAUUUUCUUUGAAUCGCUUUUUAUUUUCAAAAAUUCAAAUUAAGUUUGAAACUUAUUGUGAUGGAACAAUUUGGCCAGCGACAUUGUUAGUUGUGAACGAAAAUCUAUAAAAAACAUCCACUCUGAUUAAAGUUACUUGACGAAAAAUUUGCUUUGUCGGCCUGUGUUCUCUUUCUUAUCGAAGUAGAUAUACUCAGUAAAAAUAAGUUAUCCGACCUGUACAUCAUCAGAUUGUUGAUUUUGGCAAUAUCCACAUUUGAUAAAAAGAUCAUGAUAUCGUAAUAUCGGUUAUGCUUGGUUUGAAAUAAAACCAAUUUAUGAUAUAAUGCCGAAUCAUCUCUUAUAAUUGAAGACACGUGCUCACAUGUCUAUUUGUAAAAUAUAUGUGUGUA
Molecule: messenger RNA, 5120 nt
Organism: Odontomachus brunneus
Lineage: Eukaryota; Metazoa; Arthropoda; Insecta; Hymenoptera; Formicidae
Product: phospholipase B1, membrane-associated-like
Exons: 9
Coding region: 597-1841 (414 amino acids)
Biological process (GO): phospholipid metabolic process
Molecular function (GO): glycerophospholipase activity
Source: RefSeq, a predicted model, not a curated record